Molecule: messenger RNA, 924 nt
Organism: Colletotrichum higginsianum IMI 349063
Lineage: Eukaryota; Fungi; Ascomycota; Sordariomycetes; Glomerellales; Glomerellaceae
Product: Pectinesterase
Exons: 2
Coding region: 1-924 (307 amino acids)
Source: RefSeq, a predicted model, not a curated record
AUGACGCCCGUCACGAUAACGCCCGCGCCGGGCGGACGAACGGACGGCCGCCUCGCGCAGGCCACGCUACCUAGGCCCCUGGACCACUUCCAUCUCUUCCCCAGACUGCCCGUAGAGCUACGCCUCAGGAUCUGGGACCUCAACCUCCCGCAGCCGCGAGUCAUCCCCAUCAGAUGCGGCGCCAAGUCCCUCUCCUUCGCCUCCCACUCCCAGUCCCCGCCGCUGUCGACGAGCGGGUGCACCUCGUACACCGCCGUCCCCGUCAACCUCCACGUCUGCCACGAGUCCCGCCGCGAGGCCCUGGUAUCGUAUCGCCCCAGCUUCGGCAUGACGCGUAACCCGGGCCAGAUCUUCUUCAACAAGGCCCACGACGUCCUCUAUUUCGGCGCACGCGACGGCUAUAUGGCCUCUGAGGCCCAGUUUCUCACCGUCAUGGCCCUCUGCGACCCCUCGGACCUCGCCGACGUGCGCCAUCUCGCCAUCAACGACUCCCUCUUCUGGGUCGACAGCACAUAUCAGUCGAUGAGCGCCGCGAACCUGGCCGUCGAGGUCCUCAAGCAGGUCCGCUUGCGCAUGCCGAGGCUGGAGCGGCUCGUGUUCGUGCCUCGCGACGAGAACCCUGUCUACGACGACCAGGUCGACCUGGUCCCGGCGAACCCCCACGGCAUGCUCGAGCAGCGGAUGGCGAGGCAAAUGGAGGCGGCCAUGAGGGCCGUCUGCGGCCUCUUCCCAGACUGGAUACCGCCACGCUGGUGCAUUAUGGCGCUCGGGACGGCGCAACCGGAGACCCAAGAACAGACGACUCAUGCCCCUUUUCCGUCGGGGUCCAUCUCGGACUGUUUUAUUCCUUGUUCCUUGCAAGGUGAUGCAACGACGGCGGCAUCGUCUUGCGUGUUGAGAAGGGGGUGCUCUCCGCGUGCGUAG